CCCGUCGUGUCGUCGUCGCACUUUGUGGAACUCGACACAAUUUACACAAUACGUGAUGAUGACCAAUCUCAGAACUAUUCUCAAAUACACAAAGCCAUAUGUAACACAUAAUUAGGCUUAUUUAUUAUGGGACGUUGACAUGCAAUUUCAUUCAUCAUCAUUGUAACAUCGUGAGGGAAUCGUUAGUUUCGUCUUCUUCGCACCAUUGACCAUUGACCAUGUUAAAAACCAACUCAAUAUUACCAGUCAGUUACUACAUAUAUAUUAUAUAGCGAACUGUAGAGAAAUGAGCAGCAAAUACAGUUAACAUAAAUUAGCACAAUUUUCUGACAGUUAUGAAAUAAUCAUAAAUAAGUGUCAAGAAUAGUCAAGUUCAAGAUCAAUUAUUGACCUCCCCGUCCAACCGUGUGUUCUGAUUAAGCACAUCCUUUACGAAAUUAUGUAUUACGAUUCUGCAGACCAAAUCAGUUCACAUUUCUUGCUCUCAUCGAGAUGUCGAUCCUCUUUGCUUUCGACUGCGAUCACACGCUCAUCAAUGAAGAUUCGGAUGUGGCCGUGGCUAAAUUAGGGGCACAACCCCUUCCCCCGGAAAUAGUGGCCCUUUGCGACGGCCAUUACUGGACGGACUACAUGAACGCCGUAUUUCGUCACCUGCACGCACAAAAAGUGGAUCUGGAUGCCAUAGCUGACCGAAUUAGUGAAAUCCAACUUGUUAAUGGAAUGGCAGAACUUAUUUCAUCCCUUACUCGCCAACAAAAAGCCCACACAAUCGUCAUUUCCGACGCUAAUGAUUUCGGAAUUUCACGAAUUCUCACGCAACUUAUUGGCGAUGAAGAAGCCUCAACAAUUCCACUUUUGACGAAUGGGUCCUACAUUACGGAAAGCGGAUGUCUUCAAAUUGCUCCAUAUCAUUGGCAGAAGGAGUGCGUUUUCUGUCCGCCAAACCUCUGCAAAGGGAACGCUCUCUCACUCUACGUACAGGAACACGGUCCUUUCGACAGCAUCGUGUACAUAGGCGACGGAAAGAACGACAUUUGUCCAGCGACCAGAUUGUCCAAGACUGACAUUGUUUUUGCCCGGACGGGAUUCGACCUGGAAAGAAUUAUUUUGGCCGGUGAAAGGAAUGGGAUUAAAGUGAAAGUGGAGGCUAAUGUAAAAUUUUGGAGUGAUGGAUUUGACAUUUUACAACGUAAUGAUUUAUUUAAUAAAACUGAAUGAAAUCUGAAUAAAAUUAUGUAUCUGAAACUGUCAAUUGUGUACAAAUUUGGAAAUUUUGUCAGAAUUACAGAGUAACAAAGUUAAGGAAUUCUUUACCACGUAACUGGCUGAUUGCAUAUAUUAAUAUUGAAUUUGUGCAGCAGUGUAGUGAACUUUUGGUAUUAUAAAUACAUAGGAAUGAGACUUGUUAUUUGCAUUAUUAAUAACAAUAGUUUUAAUUACAUUUAGGUUAGUAUAGCUGCAUAAAUUAGCAAUUGUGUCAUGUAUUGGAAACCAGUUUAUCAUAUUAACUGAUAAUUGGCAUGUUAAUAAAAGCUUACUUCACUUGUUGA
This is a messenger RNA of Folsomia candida, 1550 nucleotides long. Its product is annotated as pyridoxal phosphate phosphatase PHOSPHO2. Gene Ontology annotation, molecular function: phosphatase activity. The record is from RefSeq and is a predicted model, not a curated record. The transcript has 3 exons. Bases 493 to 1218 code for a protein of 241 amino acids. Lineage: Eukaryota; Metazoa; Arthropoda; Collembola; Entomobryomorpha; Isotomidae.